UACGUGAGAUCAUAUUUGAAGCGGUUUUUUUUUUCAAAAAUUAAAUUUAAAUGCCGCCGUAAACUGUGACUUUUCGUUUUAGUUGUUAAAAAAUUACGAAAUCUAUUUUUAAAGGGCCGUUAUAAAUUUAAAUUCCCUUCAAAGCUUUUUUCUCCUGUUGCAAGAAAUUUAAAAAGAGCUGAGAAAUGUAAACAUAUUGUCUGUAAAGAAAUAAUAAAGAGUGUCAAAUAUCGACGGAACUUCCUAGCGCGCGAGUAGCAAAUUUGUCAUAUGCCCAUGAAUUUUCUGCUGAAGGAAAACUUUCAUUCCAAAGUUAAUUAACUGGAUAAAAUUGUUAAAGAGUGUCUUACAACAGCUAGCAACCCACAACGGCUGGUGCGGAGUUGGCGCAGUAUCUACUGUCUUAUAUUCAUGUAAAAAUUCGAGUGUGAAGUUCAUACAUUUGGUUGGAAAUCAGCAACGUGCUGAUAAUUUUGAUGGACCCAACAAGCCUGACCGAAGCAUUUGCCAUUAUUAGACAUCACGCGUACGUUAAACAGAGCGGAUGUGGUAGAAAACGGAAGACGGUAGCGAUUUAUAAAAUUAAAUUAAACCACAAAACGGCGUAAAUGAAAUACGAAAUUUACCUAUUUCGUGUUGGCAAAUAAACAAUUCGGAAGUUGCAUUUAAUAAUAAAUGCGAAAAAAAGAAAAGUAAGCACUUUGACUACUUUGUGGAAAAAUUUAAAGAAGGUUAAGAAACAAGAGUGUUAAAUAAGUACAGAAUAAUUUAACAAUUUAAAAAUAAAAUUAAAUGAAACAUUUUUUAAUAAAAAAUUGGAACUGAAUAAAUUAAAAAGAAUCCCCAAGUUUGAUGGGUGACUCAAUGUUUGCAUAGUUUGUGCAGCAUCUACAGAUGAGUGAAGUCAUAUUGACGGUCGACGUUGCACGCAUAUCGCAUACACACUCACACAAAUAAACACCAGUGUCAAGUUAAAACCCGCAUACUAAGCGCCAACACUUCAUUACCUCCCCUUGCCAAAAGCAAAAAAAAAAACACAACGGAUCUUUGAAAGAGCGUUUUUUACCUUUUGACGCCUUACUAAUCUUGCAAUUGAGAAGAAAAAUCAGAGGCAAAAGUAUGGUUAAAUACGCGUGCUAAACUGUUACUCUUCAAUUUCAAUUGAAACCUGUCGAAAAUCAAGAAAAGUUGCCAGAAAAAAUCACAAUUCCAAACCACCAACAAAAAAGAGGGGUCAAUCAGCUGCCCAAACAACUCAAAAGAAGCAACACAUUCGAAACAAGAAUCGCACACACACACGAGCGCACCAAUACACCGCAACACUACUCCAUCGCCAGCUGCAGCAGCCGCAGUAACAGCAACAACACAAAGAAAGCCUUACACAAGAAUUGACGAGAGCAGAGUACAAAGAAAGCAUCAUUCACUCUUAUUGUCGCACGUCUCAUCAAACUUCGUUCAUUCGGUUUUUGAGACAUCGUGUGCUCCACUCAUCUUUAUCAUCAUCUCAUAGCGACCGUAGCAGCAGCGACAGCGGCAUCACCAUCGUCAUCACACAAAACUUCGUUUUUGAUGCGCCUUUCUUGUCACAAGAGUGAAAGAGGGGGAGCAAGUGUGUGUGAGAGUACAACUCUGUGUAUGACGAUUUUGUUGGCCUGAGUAUUGUCAGUCAGUCAGUCUUCUUUCUUUCCGUUUGUUGUUAUUGUGUGUUGAACCACACUAUACAACACAUAUCAUCGAACAAUAACAACAAGUCAACACAGAGCGCGCACACACAACAUCAACGUCAACAUUGAAAGCAGCGCAGCCGACCAGCCAGCAUUGAGUUUUCUGUGAUUAAGUGACGACAUUCGCUGUUUGACUCUCAAACGGUUAACGACGGUUAUCUGGCCAUAACGGAAAUACGCCGCCACCGCGCCACACGCACAAAACAAGAUUUGAGAAACGCCGAAUUAAAUCAAAAAAGAAAUAGAAUAAAAAAUCCAAACAAACUCGCCAAGACUUGUGUGUUUUCUUUCACAUUUCUGUUAUUACCAUUCAGUUCAGUGGACACCAACAGCUAGCAAGAAUGCUGCUCGUAAGAACAAACAAAAAACGUGAACUUGUGUUGAUGUGAUAAAAUAAAUUAUUUUUCUUUUGUUUCAAAAUAAAAACAAUGAAUAAAAAUUCAUAUCUAGUCAAAUGCUACAAAACGUUGAGUUAUUGGCAGAAAUAAAUUAACAAAAAAACCUGAGAGAUGGCAAAAUAAAAUUACUUAAAAUAAAAUAAAUAAAAAUCCAAGACUGAUUAAAAUCCAAAAAGAAAACAAAAACGAGAAUAACUAAUUCAACAAAUUUAACCCAUUUAUAAACCCUCGUCCCACAAACACACACAAACCUCAGCCAACCGACUUAAAACACUACAAAAUUCGUUAACAAAGUAUACGUAAAAUGAAACAAAAAUCAAUACAAAUUAAUAAUUAGAAAUACCUAUAUUUAAAUAAUAUCGUAAUAAACUAAAGAAGAAAAUUAUUUAUUAAGUUAUUAAAACAAAAAGCAAAACAAAAAAGAAACCCCCCUUAAACGUAGAGUGCAAAUUAAAAUAUUUUCCUAAAAUAAAAUAAAAAACAAAUAUUGCUCAUAUAAAAAAAAAACAAACAACAAAAAUAUUUGAUGUAAACAAAAACCUUAAAAAUACCUUUAAUAUUUAACCGAAUGUAUACGAUUCAUUGCAAUUAUUAAUUAAAUUAAAAUACAAAAAAAUAAAACAAAUUUAAAAAAUUAAAUAUUUUCUAAAUUUAAAAUCAAACAAAAAUUUCUAAAAAAAAAAUAAAAACAAAACAAACAACUACGAUUAGUUCUAUUAAUAACAUCCAACAACAAUUAUACGCGUACAUAGUGCAAAACAAAAAAAUAACAAUAAUUUAUUAAAUAUUAAAAACCAACUAGAAAAAAACACUCAAAACAACAUUAAUAAAUCUUCAGGAGCAAAACCAUCAUUCGACCACCUAGACCGUUGUAUACACAUACAAUUUUAAAUUUAAACCAAAAAAAUAUAAAAUUUAUGAUUGUUUAAAAAAUUAUAUUAAAAAUAAAACAACAAAUUUCUAUAAAAUUUUGAAAUUUCCUUCAAAUUUUGUGUGUUAAUAUUUUUGUUUUUGCCCAAAGUUUGAGUGAAGGCUAAAACAUCAACAAUCAGAACAAAAACAACAACAAAUUCAUUUCAUCAACAACAACAAACAUCUCAAAAUGCUGCACGAAGCUUUAAUGUUAGAAAUCUAUCGCCAAGCAUUGAAUGCGGGAGCUUUGCCAACCGCACGUCCGCGGUCCACCGAAUCGGCCAAUUCCAGUGAACGCUGUCCAUCACAUGAAUCAAAUUCCUCCGAGAAUGGUAAAGAUCAUCGUGAAAAUAACAUAAACCAACCGCCAGCCGGUGUUCUACCCCUACCAACAUCACCUGGCGCCUUCCCAGCCAUUCCAAAUCUUCCAGCCCAGCCACCUUCAAUGGAAGCCUAUUUACACAUGGUGGCCGCUGCCGCACAGCAAUAUGGUUUUCCACUGGGUGCUGGCCCUCGUUUGCCAUUGCCCAUGCCAUCAGAGGCUGCUGCCUUCAAACUACCACCUCAAGCUUCACCCACUGCUUCCAGUAAUCAUUCGGAAGCUCUAGAUUUUCGUACGAAUCCCUUUGCACGAUCCGGCUCUGCGGGACCAGCCGCAUCCGAUGAGGAGGAGGAGGAGGAAGAGGAAGCUAACGACGGCAAUAACCCCUUAGAUCUGUCCUGUGGUACACGUAAACGUUCCGCUGAAGAUGAAGCCGAGACGGAUUCAUCAGUAGGCCAGAUACAGGUUAAGAAAAUAUUUAAGUCUGAUAGCCCUCCUUUGGCACCAGCUCCUGCUGCCCAACCUGUUCCUCCCAACCCAAUGAUGCCAGGAGUCAAUCCAUAUUUAGCUGCCGUGGCAGCUGCCAACAUUUUUCGUUCAGGACAAUUCCCUGAUUGGAAUGGCAAAAGUGAUUUAGUUGUAGAUCCCUUGGAGAAAAUGUCUGAUAUUGUUAAGGGGCCGCGUAAGGAGAAAAAUUCCCGCAGUACCGGAAAUACACAAGCUAAUGUGUCUCAACCAGUUACUCCUCAGCCACCAGUCGCUGCGCCCAGUAAUACUGCCCCACCUCCGGCCAGUGAAGGAAUUACCAAGACCAGACACAACAUCUGGCAGUCACAUUGGCAAAAUAAGGGUGUGGCCAGUUCUGUAUUCCGAUGUGUCUGGUGCAAACAAAGCUUCCCCACAUUGGAAGCGUUGACAACCCACAUGAAAGACAGCAAGCAUUGCGGUGUAAACGUUCCACCGUUUGGAAAUUUGCCCACAGCCAAUGAAAGACCUCCUCCGCCUAGCCAACCGCCACAGGGAGCAAAUCACCUGAGACAACCUCACAACAAGGGCAACAACACGGGCCCGUCACAGGCUGCAAAAAAUGCAUUCCAAUUCCGUGGGGAUCCCCCGACCCCGCUGCCUCGUAAAUUGGUACGCGGUCAAAAUGUAUGGCUGGGAAAGGGCGUUGAACAGGCCAUGCAAAUUCUCAAGUGCAUGCGCUGCGGAGAGAGUUUCCGUUCUUUGAACGAAAUGACCAAACAUAUGCAGGAAACUCAACAUUACACCAAUAUCUUGUCUCAAGAACAAACGAUCUCAAUGAAGUCCACACCAAAUGCAGCUUCAGGGGAGAACAAAGAAGGUCAAAGUUUGAGUUCCGAGGAAAGCCGCACACUUAGUGCCGUGCUUACAUGCAAGGUGUGUGAUAAGGCUUUCAACUCCCUGGGUGAUCUAAGCAACCACAUGGCUAAAAAUAACCACUAUGCCGAACCUCUAAUGCAAUCCAUGGGUGGUGCCGCCGGUAAUCGCAAAAGACCUGCACCCAAAAAGAGAGAAAAAUCCUUGCCAGUUCGUAAGCUAUUGGAAAUGAAGGGUGCCCAAGAUCAGUUGGAGCAAGAAAUGGAAAUGCAGAAAAUGCAACGUCCCGGUAUGGGUCCUGGGCCAGAUAAAACGGAAGCUGCUCUGUUUGCCGAGCGCAUGCGCCAAUAUAUCUCAGGCAUAAAACAAGAUGAGUCUUCCAAGAAUCUGAUUUCUGCAUCAAAUGUACUUAACAAGGCCAAAUCACCAGACUUAAUUGAACCUAAAAAUGGCGCAAAUAAGAACAAUACCGGGUCGUCUUCGGUUCUUAGUGCCAUUGAACAAAUGUUUACCACUAGUUUCGAUACACCACCACGGCACGCCAGCUUGCCAGCCACCAGUCCUUCGAAUUCGUCCACUAAAAAUACCUCACCUGUGGCUUCCAAUAUAUUGAAGCGUUUGGGCAUCGAUGAGAAUGUUGAUUACAACAAACCCUUAAUAGAUACAUCCGAUCCCUAUUUCCAGCACUACCGUUACACUAGCAGUGAACGCAGUGCCAGCGAAUGCAGUGCUGAAACUCAUAAUGAUUCCAGAAAAAUUGAAAAUCCUACUCCAGAAAAAUCUUUUGUCGAGGAAACAAAUAACUCAACAGCUAGUAAAAUGGACUGCGAUGUAGAAGUCAAACGUGAGGUGUCCGCCGAGAAAAUGGAUACCGACGGUGCCACCAAUCUGACCAUUGACAAUGUGCCAAAAAUCAAGCAGGAAAUCAAAGCUGAAAUUGAGGAUGAAAUCAACAGUAAUGAAGCGCGUGCUCAAAGUCCAAAAGAAAGAUCGGCUGGUGAUAGUGUUACUUCCAAUGGAACUGAUUAUUCCACAAAUAAUAAUAACAACAACAAUAAUAAUAACACCAAAGAUUGCCCAACACAGUCGCCCAAGAUGGCUGCUAGUCCACAAUCGCGUAUUUUGCCACCUCGCAGUCCCACCGACAGCCACCGCUCUAUGACACCCAAGUCUCCAGCCUCAAGCAUCAAGUCGUACGAUGGCGGCGAAAAGAAAUAUCCCAGUGACUCUCUCAACGCCCUCUCGUCUAUGUUCGAUUCUCUGGGCAGUACCACGAAUUCAUCGACCCUCAGCAGCCGGCCACAACCACAAAACACAUCUUCAUUGCUAAGUACCAAGCUUGAUUCACCCGAGAAUCUGACCACUUCCAAUUCAUUAGCCGCUUUACGCCAAUUCUGCAUUAAGAAAGAGAAAACCGCUUAAAAACGCUCUCCAACUUAUUUCGUUUUUAUUUUUCAUUUCUAUUAUGGGAAACAGUGAGAAAAACAUAUUUUUUGUUUUUGCUAUAUUUCGUUGGCAUCAAACGUCUCGCUCUCGGAGUCAGCCGCGAAAUUAUGAUUUCUGUUUUUAACGAAGGGACAACGCUCUUUUAGCUGGCUGGGCGGAACCGGAACAAGCGUGCAACAAGUGAAACAAGACAUGCCGUUUUUUAACGCCUCGAUUUUGACUUAUGAUUUCCAUGCAACUAUGCAGAUCACUACAUCGUCUUUACAUACAUACAUUUGCCGUUGUGCCGCUACAGAUACUAGCGUAAUGGGAAGCUCGCUUGCUUGCCUGCUUAAGGACCACUAAAGAGUGUUGAUUAUAAUUUCGAGAGUAACCCAAAGCGAUGUGGGAGAGUAUGUGCGUGUAAAACUCUCUCAGCAGGGUAGAAUUGCAACUCUGCGCCAAGGCGGCAAUAAAAACAAUGAUGCUGCAACUCGUAAGCGUGCCACUUGAAGGGCAAACGAGAGUGAUAAUGUGCGAAUUAAACAGAGUGGGAUAUAUAGGCUACGAAAAAGUGUAGCAGAGUUAGCAAAAGACAGAGUCGUCAGCGACUAAGCGGAUUAUGCAGAAAAAAGACUGGAACUGAGACCCGUCUUAAAGUUUCUAAAGAAACAUCAUUGAUAACGAUGAUGAUAAACUGAAAAAAUAAAAUGUUGAUGAAACAUUCUGAGCCAUAUUUUACCAAAUACCCCGAUUAAGACAUAAACUUAAUUUUGGAGCAACGUAACUAAAAGAAAAUACUUGCCACAGUGUUCUACGUGUGCUCUAUCAUACCCUUUGAAAACUACAUCAUUUUUGGACUACGAAUAGAUGUCACUACAAAUGUUAUCUUGCCAAUUUAUGUGAUAGAAACUCAUGCCACAAAUUGAAAAUUCCCCAAACAUCUUGCCAAACUUUUAAUAAUUGGAUACCAACAACAACAACAACAAAAAUAACCACAUUUUUUGGACCUUAACUAAUACAACAUCAUCCAAAUUAUAAACAUCCAAAUGAAACAGCCCUUUUCAGGGCUCCA
Molecule: messenger RNA, 7197 nt
Organism: Musca domestica (house fly)
Lineage: Eukaryota; Metazoa; Arthropoda; Insecta; Diptera; Muscidae
Gene: tsh
Product: protein teashirt
Exons: 3
Coding region: 3225-6119 (964 amino acids)
Biological process (GO): regulation of transcription by RNA polymerase II
Cellular component (GO): nucleus
Molecular function (GO): DNA binding; DNA-binding transcription factor activity, RNA polymerase II-specific
Source: RefSeq, a predicted model, not a curated record